GGGAGAGUUUUACUCAUGUGUCAAAUGGCUGUCGGUUUUUCAACUGCAUUUCCACUGAUGCUCGACAGAUUUCCAAAAAUAGUCGAAGUUAUCGAUGAAGUGAAAAACGAGAGCAUAUUCGUAAGGAACAUCCCUCUUCUUCCACGAUGCUGGAUUUCACUCACAAUGUCUGAAUAUAGUUACCUUGCCUACUGGACUUUGGUAGUAAUAUUUAUUUGGACUCUCAGUAUUGCAACUGUUUGUUGUAAUGUCUUCGUUUAUGGUUUCGGCUUAUACGUCUACACUCAAUUCGAAAUUUUAUCAACUAGUGUUAAUAUAAUUAAUGGCAAUGAAAAUAUAAGUGAGCAGCGCAGGUUAAUCAAAAUGUUUGCUAAACGACACAAUCAUCUAUUGAAUAUUGCUAAUGAUUUGGAAAAUGGAAGUACGUUUAUUAUUUUAAGUGAGGUUACUGUUAUCAUUUUCGUUGGAUGUAUCGCUGGAGUUAUGCUACUUAUUGGAUUACGAGAUCAUGACAGUCAAACGAUUAUCGCAAUGGUCAUCAGAUUGACAUUGGUUAUGAUGCAAUUGUUCAUCUACAAUUUCAUGGGUGAAUGUUUAUCGAAUCAAACUGAAAAAUUACAGACUGCAAUUUAUAAUUGUCCUUGGUAUGAACUGUCAUCUCGUACUGCUAAAGAUAUGAAACUCAUCAUGAUACGGAGUAACAACCCAUUUCGUCUAACUGCCGGUAAACUAUCUGAUAUGAAUUUAAUUUCUUUUAAAUCUGUUGUAAAGUCGAUGUUUUCAUUCUUCUCGGUGUUAAGACUUAUGCUACAAAAUUGAUGUCAAUUUUCUAUUUUUAGUGAAUAGAUUAUUACGAUUAUUGAAAAAUUAGUCAAGAG
This is a messenger RNA of Aphidius gifuensis, 878 nucleotides long. Its product is annotated as odorant receptor 43a-like. Gene Ontology annotation, cellular component: plasma membrane. Gene Ontology annotation, molecular function: olfactory receptor activity; odorant binding. Lineage: Eukaryota; Metazoa; Arthropoda; Insecta; Hymenoptera; Braconidae. Gene Ontology annotation, biological process: sensory perception of smell; detection of chemical stimulus involved in sensory perception of smell. Bases 16 to 819 code for a protein of 267 amino acids. The transcript is spliced from 7 exons. The record is from RefSeq and is a predicted model, not a curated record.